Fomitiporia mediterranea MF3/22 is the source of this 1260-nucleotide messenger RNA. RefSeq lists its product as uncharacterized. The record is from RefSeq and is a predicted model, not a curated record. The coding region runs from base 1 to 1260 and encodes 419 amino acids. Gene Ontology annotation, molecular function: DNA binding; DNA-binding transcription factor activity, RNA polymerase II-specific. Gene Ontology annotation, biological process: regulation of transcription by RNA polymerase II. NCBI's taxonomy places the organism in Eukaryota, Fungi, Basidiomycota, Agaricomycetes, Hymenochaetales, Hymenochaetaceae. The transcript is spliced from 4 exons.
AUGUCGAACAUUCGUGAUUCUGCGUUUCCAGCUUCAAACCGCUACCGCAGAAGCCCACCAGACGUAAACGCUCACAGCGGAACAUAUAGCUCAGCUCAGAGCAGUCGCACCGUACUUCCUCCACUUUCUUCUGCUUUCGCAGCUCCCUAUUCAGACUUACAGCACGAUUCGCUCCCAUCCAGAAUGUCACCAAGCAGGAACGAAGUUUUCUCACCUUCAUUUCCCCCUGCUUACUGGAAUAAUAACGGACACGCAACGAUGGCCGGCCAUCCUCCCUAUAAUUAUUCCAGUUUUGAACAUUUCGACACUCGACACCAGGCGCAGGCUUCUUCAUACCCACUACGACAAUCACCAGCAAUACCUGCUCAUCAGGAUACAUUGCGACGAGCUCCGCCCCUCACUAUUCCCCCGGUCCCGCGAGAUAAUCCUUGGGAGAGCGAUUACAUUAAUUCUUCAUUCCCGGCAAAUUUUGGACUGAAUAAUGUCGGACCAGAGACUACGGGUCUCCAUUCAUCCAAUUAUCCGUCUAAUUACGACCCUCCGUACCAUAAUAAUGCGCACUCAGCUGCAUAUCCUCCGUUCCAUCCUAACAUCGAUACCCGCCAUCAUCCGCAUGCCCCCCACCCGAUGCCUUUCGCUCCGGAGAUUCAUCAAUCGUCUCACCGAAACUCGCAUCAAACAGAAUGGGGACCACCACAGAGAGCGGAAUCACAUCUAGUCUCGCCGUAUGCACGCACUCAUCGUGAGUCUAUGCAACCAUCCCCGCAGGAACCCUCCCCCGUGGACUACCCCUCCGUCAAGAAGAAGAGGAAGCGGGCCGACGCGGCACAACUUAAAGUGUUGAAUGAAGUUUAUGCCCGUACAGCAUUCCCGACUACAGAGGAGAGACUUGAGCUUGCGAAUAGAUUGGACAUGUCGGCACGAAGCGUGCAAAUUUGGUUCCAAAAUAAGCGACAAGCUACUCGUCAAAGUCGAACAACGACGAACGCACUGCCUCCAAUCUUGCACCACCCAUAUGCUGGGGGACCUUCCUCCGGGCCUUCCCCUCUGCCCAGUUCCGGACGCCCCGGUGCUGAAGUCGCAGUCAGCCCCUCAAGUCAUGGAGGGUCAUACACAGCCCAUUCAUCUACGCCUGGCUCCCACCGAUCUCAACGGGAGAUCUCACCUCCAGUGCCGCCUUCCGACCCAGCUGCGCUCCGACGCGUCCGAAGCCCUGAGGGAAACGGGAGACCGAGGCGCCAAACUGGGCAUCAAUACUAA